AUGGCCGCUGCGGGCAAGGCCGCGCCCCCUCCCUACCCGCCCCCGGGGCUCGUCGGGGAGGGCAGCUUGAGCAGGGUCAGCUUUCUGGGGGCCCGGUUGCCCCCGGAGGUGGAGGCGAUGGCCAAGAGCGUGCGGGGCCUGGGCAAAGACACCUUCCGGAAGCUACUGAAAGUCACCGUUAGUGCUUUAGAAGGAAGAGACUGCAGAGAGUCUGUGAAACUGAUCGCCGAGAGCGCCAAUCUCUCAGACGAGCAGCUUGCCAUCCUCAUCUCUGGCAUGUAUACCCUCCUCAGAGAGGCCUUGAGGCUUCCAGCUUCCUCUUUGAAAGAAGAUGUUUUUAAAGAAGAUCUGAAGGAACUUAGGAUCCCAGAAGAAUUCAUUGUGGACUUCACCACCGUAGCCUUUGGAAAUAGGCGACCCAUUCUUGAAGCCACAAUUCAGAGUCAAGCCAACAAGCUGCCUAGAGUUGAAGAUUUCAAGUGGAGAGUGGAUGUGGCUAUUUCUACCAGCUCCUUGGCUCGUGCUCUGCAGCCGUCCAUCUUGAUGCAGAUGAAGCUUUCAGACGGGACAGCUCAUCGCUUUGAAGUACCUGUUGCAAAGUUUCAAGAACUAAGAUAUAAUGUUGCCUUGAUCCUGAAGGAGAUGAAUGAUCUAGAAAAAAGGAGCAUUCUAAAGAUUCAGGACUGAACAUUUUCUGAUAAUUUAUCGGUACUUGAUAAGGCCAAGAGAGCC
Messenger RNA from Euleptes europaea (tarantolino), 732 nucleotides. RefSeq names its product COMM domain containing 5 (gene COMMD5). Lineage: Eukaryota; Metazoa; Chordata; Lepidosauria; Squamata; Sphaerodactylidae. The coding region runs from base 1 to 687 and encodes 228 amino acids. The transcript is spliced from 7 exons. Gene Ontology annotation, cellular component: nucleus. The record is from RefSeq and is a predicted model, not a curated record.